CAACCAGAUACUCGGCACCGUUGGUGCAGAUGGCACGUCCUAAGAAAGGCAAAACAGAAAAUUGGAAGUGUGUACACCAAAUACAGUGGGUUCAAAGAAAACUUCCGCAAGCUAAUCACUGAAGAGUGCAAGCGUCAAUUCGAGCUGAAGUGGCAAAGAAUGAUAAGAACAUACAAGCUUGAGAAGAUCAAAUUCAUGACGAGGUUGUACAGGUACCGGUUAAGAUGGGCGAAACCGUAUUUUAUGGGAGUCUUCUGCGCAGGAAUGACCAGCACCCAAAGAAGUGAGAGCGCGAACCACAUGCUGAAACAAAUUAUCCAACGGUCAGCUCCAAUGCAUGUCUUCGUUAGCAAGUUCAAUGAACUACAAGUCUGCCGACAAAAUGAUGAAGGAAGAGAGAGCCACAUCAGCAAACAGGUUACAAAGAAGCUAAGGAUUGGAGUGCCUAUCGAGCGACAUGCAAGAAGUAUCUACACUCGAGCUGUGUACCACAUUUUCCGCGAAGAAAUAUACAAAGCUGGUAACUACAGAAUCAAGGAGCGCAUGAAUGAUUAUACAUUUGUGCUAGUUCAUACAAUGUUUGACGAGAACCCAAAAGCUAACCUGUUCAAGGUAACAAUACGAUACAGUGAAGUCAUACAUUGCAGCUGCGGACUGUACGAGCACAAGGGCAUGCUAUGCAGACACUCUUUGAAGGUCUUGAUGACACUAGACAGGAAGGAAAUACCCAAAGACAAUAUCAUGGGGAGGUGGUUGAAAGACAGCUUAGUAACCAACCUGGAAGUCCCAUCAGUUCAGAUAAUUCCUCCAACAAUGGAAACACCAGAUAAGAUUAAGAAGAACCUGUUACUGAAGAAGGUAAUAGAGGUGGUCAGCGCAAAGGAAGAGAUAUGAGAUGACGACUUCCAGGUGGCAAUGGAAAAACUCAACCGAAUGGUAUCAAAGGGGGUUCCACAAAUAAAAGGCAGAAAAGAAGCAGAGGAAAUAAAUGGUAUAGACAAUGAUCAAAUACCUAUGUCUUGCCCUUCAAGGCCAUCCGGCGGCGGAAGACCGCCAAACACAGGGGUCAAGUCAUACCUAGCUCAACUUUCAAAGGAUAAGAAGAGACGGAAUAGUAUGAUUGAAUCAGAGCAUAAUACAACAACAUACGGAGAGAACCCAAAAGGGUGGAAGACAAGGAGGCUUAGCGUAAUCGUAUAGAAAUAUGCAUUGCCACUUCCCAUAAACAACUAAGAAUGGGAAGUGUAACCAUUUGAAUGUAUUAUAAUUGUAAAAACUAUUGUUUUAACUUAGAGACCAUCGAUCUUCAUAAA
Panicum hallii is the source of this 1313-nucleotide messenger RNA. Its product is annotated as protein FAR1-RELATED SEQUENCE 11-like. Bases 160 to 894 code for a protein of 244 amino acids. The transcript has 3 exons. The record is from RefSeq and is a predicted model, not a curated record. Gene Ontology annotation, biological process: regulation of DNA-templated transcription. Gene Ontology annotation, molecular function: zinc ion binding. NCBI's taxonomy places the organism in Eukaryota, Viridiplantae, Streptophyta, Magnoliopsida, Poales, Poaceae.